AUACAUGUGCAGGUGUGUGUGGUUGUAUGAGAGGAUGUGUGUGUUGAGGAAAUUACUUGAAAUCCUUCAUUUGAGGGUGGGGCACUGUGAUAUCACUCUUAAGGCCUUAUAAAAGUCCACUUAGUUCCCCACCAGGACAUGCGAUCAACCUUCGAGUUCCUGAGGUAGACACAAGGCAAUUAACGCAUUUUUAAUUAUUUUUUCUUCUUUUUAUGCAAUAGAUCUUUGCAGUUAUAGGACCUUGGUAGUGGGGAAACAAAUUAUAUAAAAAAAAUUGGUUAUCAAAUAAGUUGAACACAAUGAGGUCGAAUGCUCGCCCCGUGGAGCUCCAGGAGGGAUUCUACAUCCCUAUCGCGCUGGAUACCAACAACAUCACAUCACUCAGCCCCUUCCUGGUUCCUCAGGACCACCUGGCGGGCAGUGCUAUCUUCUAUGGCAUGUCAUUUUUCAUGUUCUUCCUAUUUGUUGCCGGCACUGCUAUCAACGUCCUUACCAUUGUGUGUACUAUCCAGUUCAAGAAGCUGCGAUCCCAUCUCAACUACAUCCUGGUGAACUUGGCAAUUGCUAACCUGCUGGUGUCCAUGUUUGGGUCCUCCACCGCCUGCUUGUCCUUCGCUAACAGAUACUUUAUCUUGGGAUCAGUUGCAUGCCAGUUUGAGGGAUUUGCAGCUACUCUAGGCGGUAAGGAAAAUAUAUAGUUUACAAAUACUACAACUAUGUGCACAAGUACAUCUGAACAUCUUUUGUAUUGUCUUAAUAGACAAGCUUAAUAUGUACAAUUUGAAAUUAAUGGAUUGGUGUUACACAUUUCUUUUCAUGUAGUAAUUUCACAUCUAUUUUGACAGUUUGUAUGCUUCAAUCCUUUUGUAAAUUGAUAAUCUGUAGCAGUGCUUUAGCAAUUCCUCAUAGUAAAAAGGAUAUUCACAUCUCCCUAUAAACCAUUCAUGUAUGUGCUUUUAUUCUCUGUGUCAUUGCAGGUAUGGUGAGCUUAUGGUCUCUCUCAGUAGUGGCGUUUGAAAGAUGGUUGGUUAUUUGUAAGCCAAUCGGUAACUUUCAAUUCAAGAGCACCCAUGCAAUAAUUGGCUGUGCAGUCACUUGGGUGUUUGGGUUGGCUGCCAGUCUUCCCCCUCUGUUUGGCUGGAGUAGGUCAGUGUCAUUUAUCACUCCUAUCUCUCUAUCUCUUUCUCUCUCUCUGUGUGUACAGAAAUCACAUACGCAAGUUCGCACACACAAAUAAUUUGGGUUUGUACAUGUGAUACAACAAUUGUGCAACACUGUUCCUGGUUUUAAGGGUGAGGACUGUGAUCUGUUCUCUUCCCCAGAUACAUUCCAGAAGGUCUCCAGUGCUCCUGUGGACCAGACUGGUACACCUCAAACAACAAAUACAACAAUGAGUCCUAUGUGAUGUUCCUCUUCUUCUUCUGCUUCGGAUUCCCAUUUAGUGUAAUCGUUUUCUGCUACGCCCAGCUGCUCUUCAUGAUGAAAGCGGUAUGUGCAAGUUACACAGAGGAAGAGAUCCUUUGAAUUAGUUGCUAACAUGGGCAUUGUUAAUCACUGUGUAGUCACAUACAUUUUUAAAAAACAAGUUUAUUGUCAUAUAGCAGCACAUAUUUAGUUACAAUACAAGGAUUAACAUAAGAUAUAAUAUGGUAAUCUAAGUAAAGACAAGUGGAAUUAGCUAAAUGUAUACGAAAAAGCAUACAUGAAAAAGGGUAAAUGGUUCAAAGGAAAGGUAGGAAAAUAAACAUUUCAAAAACACUAACAACCACCCUAAUGAAUUACAAUCAACCUAGCUACGUUUUAGAUUGAGAACAUGCUUUCUUCUGAUUAUUUUGGAAUCUAUCCAUGUCAUAGUGAUUAUUAGUGGAAGCCUUGUGGUGAGACACAGACAUCGGUAGGCUGCUCCUACAGCACUGGAAUCAGGCCCUCUUUGUCUCCCCGCACAGGCUGCCGCAGCACAGGCAGACUCUGCCUCCACCCAGAAGGCAGAGAAGGAGGUCACCAAGAUGGUGGUGGUAAUGGUGCUGGGCUUCCUAGUGUGCUGGUUGCCCUACGCCUCCUUUGCCGUCUGGGUUGUACAAAACCGUGGUGCACCCUUUGAUCUUCGAUUGGCCACCAUACCUUCCUGCUUUUCCAAGGCCUCCACAGUCUACAACCCUCUCAUCUAUGUCUUAAUGAAUAAGAUGGUAUGUUUAUAGUUUUUAAGUGUCUUGUGGAAGGGUAUUCUUUGGAUCAAUUAACAGGUUGAAUAGUUACUUUAUUACCAUAAAUAAUUUGUCUUUCUUUAUUGUGCCACUCACAUAUGAUUUCAUCUGACAAUUUUCAUCUGAUAAUUUUCAUAUGAUCAUUUCCCCCCCUCACACCCAUCAGUGAUUUUUUAUCUUCCUCCUCACUUUCAGUUCCGCUCAUGCAUGAUGAAUUUGCUGGGAUUGAAGUCCGGGGAUGAUGAGGAAGCAUCAUCAACAUCAUCAGUCACUCAAGUGUCUUCUGCUGGUUAAAGAGGGCAUCUCUAUUUUUAUUUUACUUGAUGAACUGUUGCUACUGUAUGAUCAUUUGUAUAUUGUAAAUAAUAUUGAAUGUGCACUCAACAGGAUGUUUUGUCCUUGAAGGUGUUGUCAAAAAUAUGUGGUAUGAUAAUCUUAUAAGAGUAGCUAUAACAAUUGAAAUGCACUAAAGAGAGAUAAGAAUAAAUGCACACCCCCGCAAAUUUUAUUUUGCUCAUUUAUUGGUUUGGGUGUUUGUGUCUCUAUGCAAACUUCACUUAUAAACACUUGACAUAGUGUGCAUUAUGAUGCAUUGCUUCAACGUGGUACAAAACAAGACAAUAAAAC
Coregonus sp. 'balchen' is the source of this 2831-nucleotide messenger RNA. The record is from the annotation of a GenBank genome assembly. Lineage: Eukaryota; Metazoa; Chordata; Actinopteri; Salmoniformes; Salmonidae.